UCAAAUUAAAAAUGCGUCGUCGUCUUUUCUUUAAAGACAAAGUUAAACAACGAUUAUUUCGUUCAGUUUCGUGUUCUAGCAUUUUUGAUUCGCUUAGACGGUUUAGCGGGAAAGUUGUUCGAGUUCUGGCAUUGGCCAAUCAGCAGCAUUAUCCUUUGCUGAAGAGGGAGCAUCUGUUGUGAUUCAUGGACAAAACAAGGAAAGAUUGGAUGUA
This is a messenger RNA of Meloidogyne enterolobii, 214 nucleotides long. The record is from the annotation of a GenBank genome assembly. NCBI's taxonomy places the organism in Eukaryota, Metazoa, Nematoda, Chromadorea, Rhabditida, Meloidogynidae.